AUGGUCUUAAAAUUAUUUUCCGCGUUAUUUUUAGCAUUAAUAGUUUGGGGUAGGACUUUAAAUGUAGCAGCAGAAGAUGAUGAUGAAAUCGCUUGGUGGAAAACAUCAAAUUAUUAUCAAAUUUAUCCAAAAUCAUUCCAAGAUAGUACUGGUAAUGGUACAGGUGAUUUAGUUGGUAUUACAGAACGCUUGCCCUACUUAAAAGAAAUUGGCAUUGAUGCUACCUGGCUAUCACCUAUAUUCAAAUCACCAAUGGUUGAUAAUGGAUACGAUAUAUCUGACUUUAGAACUAUUGAUCCUAUGUUUGGAUCUCAAACUGAUUUCGACAAAUUGAUUGAAAAGGCAGAAAAACUUGGAAUUAAAAUUAUAUUAGAUUUCGUACCAAAUCAUAGUAGUGAUCAACAUGAUUGGUUCAAAAAAUCUGUUGAAAGAGAAGGAGGUUAUGAAAACUUUUAUGUAUGGCAUGACGGUAUACCAGACAAAAAUAACGAAAGUAAUCGAUUGCCUCCAAACAAUUGGAGAAGUGUUUUUGGUGGUAGUGCAUGGACAUGGAAUGAAAAAAGAAAACAAUUUUAUUACCAUCAAUUUUACAAAGAACAACCUGAUUUGAACUUCCGUAAUUCUGAAGUAAAGAAGGAAAUGGAGGCAGUACUAAUACAUUGGUUAAACAGAGGGGUCCAUGGCUUCCGAAUUGAUGCAGUUCCACAUAUUUUUGAAGACAAGGAUUUUCGCGAUGAACCAGUUAUUCCGAAUGUUGAUCCAGAGGACUACGCUUCCUUAGAUCACAUUUAUACAUAUGACCAAGACGAAACUUUUGAAAUAAUCUACGAAUGGCGCGACACGUUAGAUAAAUUCACGAAAUUAAAAGGCGGAGAUGAUAGAAUACUUUUAGCUGAAACAUAUUCACCAUUAGAAAAAAAAAUGAAAUAUUAUGGAGCUAAUGGAAAAAAAGGAGCUCAUUUUCCGUUUAACUUUCUUUUAUUGAAUUUAAACGAGAAUUCUACUGCUUCGGAAUAUGUUUCAUGUGUUUUACAAUGGACGGACGCCAUGCCAGAAGGCGAAACUGCAAAUUGGGUGCUCGGUAAUCAUGACAAGCCUCGUGUGGUUAAUAGAGUUGGUCGCGAUAAAGCAAAUUUGUUAAAUAUAUUUAUGUUGUCAUUGCCUGGGAUAACUGUCACUUAUUACGGUGAGGAGAUCGGUAUGGAAAAUAUCGAGUUACCUGAAUCGUACUAUAUUCAAGAUGUUCGUGAUGCUGAACGUUCACCAAUGCAAUGGAACGAUAAUGAAUCGGCUGGAUUUACAAAAAGUUUAAAACCAUGGUUGCCAGUUUCACCAGAUUUUAAAUACCGUAACGUCAAAAAACAACGUCAAAGGCCUUUGAGUAAUUUGAACCAAUUUAAAUUUAUGACCGAACUGCGUGCGAAAUAUAACUUUUUCGAUUCCGCAUUCCUUAUUGACGUUGAAAAUGAAUCUGUAGUUAAUGUAACCAGAGCUUCUCGAAUCGAACUAUUGUUUAAUGUUGGAACGACACCACAAGAAAUAGCACAAAACUAUCGGAAUCAUUCGAAAGUUUUAUUUGUAAAUGAACACUCCAAAAGAAGAAUUGGAGACGUAAUACCAGCAAAUCGGACUAUGCUGUAUCCAAAUGAAGUUUUAGUUCUGGAGAAACAUUAUUAAUAAGUAAAUUUGUUAUUAUCUUAUAGGAACAAAUUUUUUAAGUAAAG
This is a messenger RNA of Condylostylus longicornis, 1724 nucleotides long. RefSeq names its product maltase A3-like. The record is from RefSeq and is a predicted model, not a curated record. Gene Ontology annotation, biological process: carbohydrate metabolic process. The coding region runs from base 1 to 1677 and encodes 558 amino acids. Lineage: Eukaryota; Metazoa; Arthropoda; Insecta; Diptera; Dolichopodidae. The transcript has 7 exons.